UGUUCUUGAGAGCUUCUAGAGAGUUUUGGACGUGUUCAAUUAGGCUGAUCUCUUCAGAAUGAUUCCCUGUGGAGCAGUGCUGACUUUUGCCCGAUGUCUGAUCCGGAGAAAAAUCGUCACUCUGGACAGUCUAGAAGAUUCUAAACUAUGCCGCUGCUUAACUACCAUGGACCUCAUUGCCCUGGGGGUUGGAAGUACACUGGGUGCUGGGGUUUAUGUCCUGGCUGGAGAAGUUGCCAAAGCAGAUUCUGGGCCCAGCAUAGUGGUGUCCUUCCUCAUUGCUGCCCUGGCCUCUGUGAUGGCAGGCCUCUGCUAUGCUGAAUUUGGGGCCCGAGUUCCCAAGACUGGGUCUGCCUAUCUUUACACUUACGUUACUGUUGGGGAGCUGUGGGCCUUCAUCACUGGCUGGAAUCUCAUUCUGUCCUACGUUAUAGGUACCUCUAGUGUUGCAAGAGCUUGGAGUGGCACCUUUGAUGAACUUCUUAACAAAAAGAUUGGUCAGUUUUUCGGGACAUACUUCAAAAUGAAUUAUACUGGUCUUGCAGAGUAUCCAGACUUUUUUGCUGUGUGCCUUAUAUUACUUCUGGCAGGUCUUUUAUCUUUUGGAGUAAAAGAGUCUGCUUGGGUGAAUAAGUUCUUCACAGCUAUUAAUAUCCUGGUUCUUCUCUUUGUCAUGGUUGCGGGUUUUGUGAAAGGCAAUGUGGAAAACUGGAAGAUCAGUGAGGAAUUUCUCAAAAAUAUAUCAGCAAGUGCCAGAGAGCCACCUUCUGAAAAUGGAACAAGCAUCUAUGGGGCUGGUGGCUUCAUGCCCUACGGCUUUGCAGGAACCUUGGCUGGUGCUGCAACUUGCUUUUAUGCCUUUGUGGGCUUUGAUUGCAUUGCAACAACUGGUGAAGAAGUCCGGAAUCCCCAGAAAGCUAUUCCUAUUGGAAUAGUGACUUCCUUACUCGUGUGCUUUAUGGCCUAUUUUGGGGUUUCUGCAGCUUUGACACUAAUGAUGCCAUACUAUCGCCUCGAUGAGAAGAGUCCCCUUCCUGUAGCCUUUGAGUAUGUCGGAUGGGGCCCUGCCAAAUACGUUGUUGCAGCAGGUUCCCUGUGUGCGCUGUCAACAAGUCUUCUUGGAUCCAUUUUCCCAAUGCCUCGUGUAAUCUAUGCUAUGGCGGAGGAUGGGUUGCUUUUCAAAUGUCUAGCUCAAAUCAAUUCCAAAACGAAGACACCAGUAAUUGCUACUUUGUCAUCGGGUGCAGUGGCAGCUGUGAUGGCCUUCCUUUUUGACCUGAAGGCACUUGUGGACAUGAUGUCCAUUGGCACCCUCAUGGCCUACUCUCUGGUUGCAGCCUGUGUGCUCAUCCUCAGGUACCAGCCUGGCUUAUGCUAUGAACAACCCAAAUACAUUUCUGAGAAAGAAAGUCUGGGAUCAGGUGCCAAUACAACUUCGAAAAGUGAGUCCCAAGUCACCAUGUUGCAAGGACAGGGCUUUAGUCUACGAAUGCUCUUCAGCCCCUCAGCACUGCCUACACAGCAGACAGCAUCUCUCGUCAGCUUCCUGGUAGGAUUCUUGGCAUUUCUCAUCUUGGGCCUGAGUAUUCUGACCACAUAUGGAGUCCAGGCUAUUUCCAGGCUGGAAGUGUGGAGCCUGGCCCUUCUCUUCCUGUGUCUUUUCCUCUGCAUUGCCGUGGUUCUCACCAUUUGGAGGCAACCACAGAAUCAGCAGAAAGUAGCCUUCAUGGUCCCACUCCUACCCUUUCUGCCAGCCUUCAGCAUUCUAGUGAACAUUUACCUCAUGGUUCAGUUAAGUGCAGACACUUGGGUCCGAUUCAGCAUCUGGAUGGCACUUGGUUUCCUGAUUUACUUUGCUUAUGGCAUUAGACACAGCCUGGAGGGUAACCCCAGGGAUGAGGAAGACGAUGAAGAUACUUACUCAGAGCACACUAGUGCAGCAACAGAAGAAAAAUCUGCCAUGCAAGCAAAUGACCACCAUCAACGAAACCUCAGUUUACCUUUCAUAUUCCAUGAAAAGACAAGUGAAUGCUGAUAUGUGAAGACCACAGCUGUCCCACAGUCUUACCACACAUAACCUGCAUUAAGUAAACUAUGACAGGAUGUUAUCAUCAUACUAGGUUGUCAAGGAUUUGCUACAUACAUAGUUCACCCUAAUUUAUACUUCUUCCAGAUAGUAUCUCUUCAUAUGGUGAAUUAUGUGCCUAGGGAAAUUGCCCAAACACUCUCUUCAGUAAUGAGUAUCCACAAAAUAGUGUGUGUGUGUGUGUGUGUGUGUGUGUGUGUGUGUGUACGUACAUGUCUGGGGACGUGAAUGUUAAAAGUCGGUGUUUUAUUAGCAUUAGCUGAUGUUAUCCCAGCAUUUUAAUUGGUGUCAUAUACUUUAAAUACUAAAAUAGAAGCAAGAAUACUGAGUAAAGAAGUAUUCUGUGUAUCCCCUGUGUAGCUGGGGAAAUAGUGACUGCUUUUUCUUGUUGGGUUUUAAUAAUGCCAAUUUAGACUUGCUAAAAAUACAGUCACCCACAUUGAUGUCUUUCAUUGGUUAAGGACAAGAGAAAAGGAAGAGAAAUGAGCCUUUUGUGCAAAUUAUAAGUGACAGCAGUAGCACGCAUUUUUUCCUCCCACAUGGUCAGAGAGUUUGCUGAACCUUUAGCCAGUUGGGAUCAUUAGUUUCCUCUGUACAACACAGAAUAGAGUGGUAUUCUGUGUCGCCAGAGGGCAUCCCUACUUUAAGAGUCAUGGUCCUUAAAUAUGACACCUCCACCUGCUUGAAUGAUGUGCCCUGGCAAUCCAGUCAGGGUCACAGGAGAGAAACUUUGAAAGUAAGAGAGUAGAGAUAGCCCCUGUGGCCCCAAAGUGUCCUUGAUGAGGCUGUGUUUGAAGAUCAGAGAAUUGGACUUAUGCUUGUAUAGACACCAGAAUUCCUUAUUUUCAAAAGUCACUUACACCGGUAGAACCUUGUAGAUCACACAACUGAUAGAAUGACUUUUACUUUAUUUUCCAUUACUUAAUAUCCAGUCACAGUUUGGCAUUUUUCACUUCAUCAAGCACAGAAUUCACUCCUUUGUUUCUGUUAUUUUGUCUGAUCCUGGAGGUGAGGAGAUGCAGUAGCAAAUUCUAUCUUUACAGUAAAUGAAAGAAAAGAGAGGGAUACAAGAAAACCUUUCCCUAUUCAAAUAUUAAAGGAAAUUUGGCUCAAUUUAAGGAGUAUAGAUAUAAUUUGCUUUUGAUGUUUCUUUUAGAAAUGUUGAGGGAUGACCACCCCUCAUCAUUUAGUACUUCUUACUUCAUUUGCUUUUAAAUGACCACAAUAAGCCUAUUAACACAAGCUCCAGUAUUCUAUACAACUCAUCAAUGAGUGUGCAUUUAUUUAUAUUAGGAACAUGAUUAUUUCAAGCUAAACAAGUAACCAGGUUGAAUUAACGAUACAUAAACACAGCAACCAUCUAUAUGAUUAAAUGUAAGAUUCUAUUUGUAUAUAUUUUACUUUAUAGGAUUCUCUGAUAGUGGAUUAUAUAUAUUCAGUCUGUUGUAUUCCUCAUGAAUUAUUAUUAUUAUUAUUAUUAUUAUUUAUCAAGGUAGGGUCUCACUCUAUCCUAGGCUGACUUGGAACUAACUCUACAGUCCCAGGCUAGCUUUGAACUCACAGUGAUUCUCCUACCUCUGCCUCCCAAGUGUUGGAAUUAGGGAUGUGUAACACCACAUCCAGCUCAAUGAAUUAAUUUUUGUGUAAAUAAUUAAAUGGCUUUUUAGAUGGAGCUAGUGUCUAGAAACAGGGGAGGAACUGCCAGGAUAUCAUGGGCAUGCAUACAGGAUAGUAAGCAUGCUGGCUGACCUGCGAAAUCCACAGGCAGGGAAAGCAUUUGCUUUCUCACAGUUCUAAGAAAUCAGUUGUCUCUGUGAUGCAUUAAGAAGCAGGUUGCGCUUGUUUUCGAGUAAGCAGAAGCUUAUUGUGACAAGCAGGUAAAGAGCCUGGAUUUCUGGCUGCUACUGUUGUAUCCCUAGCACAGAGCUCACUGCUGACAUUCCACAGUUCCCAGGGUACACAUGGUGAAAUCUGAAGACCAGAGUGCUCUUUGAAACCUCAUGCUUUAUUCACUAGGAGGAGUUGGCUAAGCAGAGAGUAAGCCAUUUUCAGAAGAACUGUGGGUAUGAUCAGAAAUACCUUUUGUUACAGCAGAACCCUGAGAAUUCACUGCAUUCUCCAAUCAGUGUAGAAUAAGCCCUUUACAAGGGAAAUAUGAGCGGUUUUAUACAUGAAUAUUUAAGUGUUUUACUAUAACAUUAUCAGAUUUGUCUAGGGGAUAGACAGCUUAAAAAAAAAGGUACUAUGCCCACUAUGUUCAAUUAGGAGGAGAAUUUAGUUAAAAUUAUUUUUUACAUUGAAACAUUUGCAAGCACAAAUGUGUAUGAAGAGGUGAUUUGUCAGUUACCAGGUGUUUGUUUUUUUUUUCCCCUGUGAAGACUCAUAUAGAUGUGCAUGUGUAUAUGUGUGUAACAUUUGUAAGCAUAUUUACAUAUGUAUGUGACUGUAUAUUAUGUGUGUGGGGGGGUAUUGUUAUUUCAGUUGUCAAUGUAUAAGUAAGCUGGGUUUAUGCUGGGCUUUGGGUAUGAUAUUGUUACAUGAAUAAAAAAGCCCAACUGACGUGAAAUAAAACUAAUAUUUUAUAUUGAUAUUUAGGUUUUAAACUAUUUUAAAAUAUACAAUUUUAUAUGUACGUUUUCUAUAGAUAGAUUCUUUAAGAAAUAUUUAUCGUGUUCUGUUAUGAAAUCACUAAACUCAGUGCAUUGUAACAGGUGCUUUGUAAUCUGAGGCAUAGGGUAUAUCAGGAUGCUCUUUUCUGACACAGCCCUUCUGAGGUGUGCUUGCCAGGGAAAGCCUGAACUUCCAGCUCUUCGCCACAUCUCUGUUCCUACAUUUGAUUCUCUUUGAGUAAAAGGUUGUUUUCACCUUUUUAAGAUUUCAAAAAUGUUUUAUGUAUAUUUGACUAGAAAUUGAACUACAUAAGUCCUCUCCAGAAUUUUCUUAAAUAUAUGUAGAUUACUUUAAUUGUGAUUGAAUAAGCAACUUAUAUUACUAAUUUUAACACUAGAAAUUAUGCUGCCAACAUUUUCAGGGAGAACUUCUUAUAAUGGCUCCUUAGUUUUAUACUGUUAACAAAAGAGAAUUUGUGAAUUACCAUUUGAAGGUAAUGCCAGCCAUGCAUUUUAGAAAGUAGCUGUGUAAAUGCACAUUUUAAAACCCUUUAUGAGAAAAACUUAUUAGAACAUUUGAUAUCUACUAAAAAUAUUUUAAUUUCAUUUUCUUGAGUGAUACAACAUCAAGAAAGCUGAACAAAACUGUGUUUAAUUAUGUCUAUAUGGACAUAUAAACUUUAUUAUCAGCCACCACUGAGAAAAUACCAGUUUCUGAAUCAUCUUGCCUUGAAGACUAAGAAUGCAUCUUUAAAUUUUUAUGGCUAAAGGAUUUUAAAAACUUUUUUAUUUUAGACAUUGCACAUUUUUUCCUAGACCCUGGGUAUUUGAGAGUAGUUGUUUAAAAAAUAAUCUAAUAAAACACUUUGAACUAUGUUUUUGCCAAAUUGUUUUCUACAUUUCUUUGAAUACUUAGCUCAGGACAAAUAUAGGCAAGUAAUUGCCCUUCAGCACUAAAGAUGGAGAGGGAGCAAUUGAGCUUUCCCUUCUUUCUUCAAUCAGGGCACUGGGACGGGGUGUAUUGCAAAUACAUUUUUUGUGCCCACAUAAAAUUUGGUGUAUUCCAAGAGGGUGAACCAGAUGAAAGUGUCCCAAAAUUCUGGCAUUUACUUCCUUGCAGUGUUGCUCAUAAUUUCUCCUGUUAGGCUUCCAGUGGUAGUCUCCAAGUUCAGUUUCCACAGGACUUUUAGAGAUUGGACUUAGAGUGUUAUCAUUGAUUCGUAAAAUUCACAUAGUUUCUAAGGGGAGGGUUAGUAGGAUGAGAAAAAUUAGCUAUCCUUUUUACUCAUGCCAAAAUAGUGCCUUCUCUAUACAUUUUCUACUUUAGAAAGUUCUCCAAUGUCCUUAUGGUGUCAAAGGGUGAAAUGCUAAAAUUAGUAUAGUAAACCAAGCCAGCAAAGGUCAUGUUUAGUCACAUAAUUUUGAAAUAAGGUAAAUGGAGUUUGUUGCUUAGCUAAGAUUUUUUUCCUUGUAUAAUUAUAUUUAGCUUUCUGGUUUCUGGAUUUUGAGAGGCCUGGUGUUUCUAUAGUAGUUGCUGGUUAAGAUGGUGGUUUUUAUAGCACUCAUUGUUUCUAUGUAUACACACAGUUUAGUUUUACUGAUUUCAAGUGUGUUCUGUUAUGACACAACCCAGUUGUAACAUUGCUCACAGGAAACACUGUUCCUGGUUGAUACUUACCAUGGCUGGAGCCACUGCCACCAUCUGUGGACUUUAAAGAACCUUCUUUGACCACUGACAGUUCCAUGAAGAACACAGCCAAGACUCCAGGGCCAGAAAGUCUGCAGUGUGAGCAUCUGUAACUACCGCUGGGAUGUUAGGGUAGGAUAUGAAGUUGGGAAAAAGAACUUCUAAUGAGAGGAAGGUCAUCUCAAGUCCUUAAUGUCAGUUCCAAAUGUCACAUGAGAAAUUCUGUGACUGGUGGAGGGAGUGGCCGCUGCUUGGAACCAGUGUGGUGGGGCCUGGCCUAUAUCACUUCCUAUAGGUGCACAGCCUCACAGUGGAAGUGCAUGGCCAAGACCCGAGCCUUUUGUUGCCAAUGGGGGUAAGGAGCUCUGUACCCCCAUCUAGUUGAUAAGCCCUUUAUUUUUCAUGUCCACUCAGUUGUUUUAUUUUUUCAUUUGUUUUUAUUGUAUGUAAUAGAAAUUAAUAAGACCCAAACCAUAAAUUCUCUGUUUAUAAAAACCAAGAAGUACACUUGUAAGUACAUGUGCAAAUGUAAAGUUUUGUUGACCAGAUGGUAGUUUUGAUGUUUUUAAUGAUAAUCAGUGUUCUUUUUACAUAUAGAGUUGGAUUCUUUUUUAGAAUUUAUAAUAAAAGCUAUUCCUCCUUUAA
Messenger RNA from Jaculus jaculus (lesser Egyptian jerboa), 7027 nucleotides. RefSeq names its product solute carrier family 7 member 2 (gene Slc7a2). Gene Ontology annotation, biological process: amino acid transport; transmembrane transport. The record is from RefSeq and is a predicted model, not a curated record. Gene Ontology annotation, cellular component: plasma membrane. Gene Ontology annotation, molecular function: amino acid transmembrane transporter activity. Lineage: Eukaryota; Metazoa; Chordata; Mammalia; Rodentia; Dipodidae. Bases 59 to 2035 code for a protein of 658 amino acids. The transcript is spliced from 12 exons.